Molecule: messenger RNA, 1213 nt
Organism: Cucurbita pepo subsp. pepo (vegetable marrow)
Lineage: Eukaryota; Viridiplantae; Streptophyta; Magnoliopsida; Cucurbitales; Cucurbitaceae
Source: RefSeq, a predicted model, not a curated record
ACUUCUUUCCAUUUCGUUUGAUUCCCUUUUCUUCCCCAUUUCCUUUUUUUUUCUUCUUUCUCUGUGCUGAUGAUGGUGAACGACGACUGGCUUACGGCGGCCAUGGCCGACGAUGGAGUGGUGGUCGAGUUGUUGGUGCGGUUGAAGCAAUCGCAGGCUGUGUCGCCUUCCAAAUCUCCGCUUCCGGUGACGGUGCCGUUCACUUGGGGGAUUAGGCAGCUGAGGUCUAGAACGGCGACGACGGUUGGUAGAUGUGGCGAUGGUGUCUUGGUGAGGAACAAUAAGGAUGUUGACUCAACCAGAUGGAGUCCUACGACGCCGCUUUCGUGGAGUGGUGGAGGUUCGCCUUCUGCUACGCUUGACGGUUAUGAGGAGUCUAGCCGUCCGGCUACACUCUCGCACGCUGCUUCCAGAUUUAAGGGUGCUGCUGCAAAUGAAUCCGGGGCUGGUACUGCAACAAAGAGAUUAAGACGAAAGAAGACAUUUGCUGAACUUAAAGAAGAGGAGAGCGUGCUUUUGAAUGAGAAAAUUCAUCUAAAAAAGGAACUUGCCAAUCUAAGAGCUACCUUCGAAGAACAAAGAGCCAAGAAUGAGAGUUUGAAGAAAAUGAAGGUGGAUUUCAACAUGAAAUACGCAGAAAAAUUCAAUACAAACUCCAAGAUGAUGAUGAUGAUGAUGCAAGAGGACUCUUCAUCCACACUAACCCAUCAAAGGGAAAGCUCUAACAUUGAAGCAAUUCCUCCAACAUUGCUGCCACUCACCGGGGCAGGUUCGGGGAGGUUCGAGGCUCAAUCGCAGACGAAAAGCAAAUCAUCGACCGAAGACGAUUGUGUCUUUUUCUUACCGGAUUUGAAUAUGACACCCUCAGAGGAUUGACCAAGGUGACAAAAAUACAUCGAUUAUGUCUCUCUUUCUAAUAUGUUGACAUGGUUGAAGCAAUUAUUUGAUGAUGGCAAAAAAGUUUGCUAUAUCUUGUACAAGGCCUAAGCAGACACUGUUAUUAAUAUUGGUUUAACAUUUGUUGAUUCCUACGUUCUAUAAUUUUUCUUUUUUGAAGGCUGUAAUCCUUUGGGUUAAACCCAUUGUUGAAUCCCUCCCUCUACAAUGGUGUAGGUUUUAUUCAUUCGUUGUAGCGUUCUAUAUAGGUACACAGUCACUGAAUUUGUUUGUCUCAACUACUUUGUUAUAAGGCUUUGUUUUUGGGCAUUUCCAC